This is a messenger RNA of Oikopleura dioica, 1617 nucleotides long. The record is from the annotation of a GenBank genome assembly. Lineage: Eukaryota; Metazoa; Chordata; Appendicularia; Copelata; Oikopleuridae.
AUGAUCAGAUUUAUUUUACUUCUUUUUUCAUUUUUUACUUCUAUUUUUGCGAACCCAGCAAUUUUGGAAGAAAAUUUGAGAUUCGCGAAUGUGACGAUUUUGGAUUUCGAUGAACAAGCAGUUUCGUUUGAAGACUUACAGAGAACACAUGGUCUGCACUGCGAUGAAGAUCAAUGCCAAAAUAAGUGGGCGUGUCCGGCGAACUCAGAGUGCAUCAAUAAAUGUGCCAAGUACGUUUGCCAAUGCAAGAAAGGAUUUUUCAAAAGCGGUUCAACCUGCAUCUCAGCAGAAAAAUGCGACGCGGACCAGUGCCUCGCCAAUCCUUGCCCAGCUGAAUCUCGCUGUCAGAAUCGCUGUUCUGGAUUCGAAUGUCUUUGCGAAAAGGGAAAAUGGAACUUUGAAAGCUCUAGCUGCGAGCUUCAGUGCCCGGCGGGGAAAGAAGAAGUGAAUGGAGAAUGCGUUUACAAAUGUGAAAAGACGAGAUGCGAUUGUGGAAUGAAUGAAAUUUGCAUCCGGGCGGUGGAUUUUAGAAAAUGCACCCUGAAGAAAUGCAGAUGCAGAAAAGGGUUUUCGCGAAAAGGGGAAGGAAGUCAAUGCCAAAAGGAUUGCCCUGCUGGUCACAAACUAGAAGGAAAAAUCUGCAAGAAAAUCUGCAGCAAAAGCGCUGCAACUUGCUAUUGCAGCGAAAACGAAAAAUGCUCGAUAAUUUCCGACGAAAAUGGAUGCGAUUUGGCGACCUGUUCGUGUAAAGAUGGCUUUGAGUCGGAAAAUGGCGUCUGUCGGAAAAUUUGCUCGGAAGCGAAAUGUUCGGAUUUGGACUGUGGCUCGUUUAGUUUUUGUGAGGAGACUUGUGCUGGGCCGAUUUGUGGAUGCAUGCCAGGGUACAGAAUGGACGAGGGAGUUUGUGUCAGGAAUUUUGCUAAGGACUACAUCGAGACGAAUUUUACUUACCAUCAAGUGGAAACGCCAAGUUCCGAGCAGUUCAGUGCUGUUUACGGAGAUCCGCAUUUCCACAUCUCAGGUGAGUCCGCUGACCUUUGUUUUGAUCUUCAGCUGCGAAUGGAUUCCGUCGUUCUACUCGAGGAUCUCUUUUCUGGAUUCAAAGUGACGGCGGAAUUGGACGAGAAUCGCGAAUUCUUCAAAUCGUUCACUUUCGUUUUCGGGGAGAACGAGUUAAAAGUUGGUCAAGAAAACUGGAGAAUGAAGGAAACAAAGGGAGAGCCUUAUUUUGAUGAAGAGACGGGAAAUGUGUGGUAUGAAGAAAUAUCUAUCGGAGAAGUCAAAAAAGGCGCAAAGUUCUACUUUUUCAAUGUUGUCGUCGACGAGAUCAAGUUUGAAAUCAGCAUUGGUUUCAAAAACAAAGACCUGAAUCUCCGCGUUCUUGAAGUCGGCGAGUCCAAGCCGAGGCUGCUUACUGGGCUCAUCGGAGAGCUCAUGCGGCCGGGAAGCUAUUCAGUGGAAAAAUUGACCGAUCGGCUUGGAAUUUUUACUUUCAAUGAUCAGACGACGAUUGUGAGCUACAAAACGCGCCACCAGAGAAAUCAUGAUUGCUGGUUGAUUCCCUCAAAAGAAGCGGAAAUCAUCCUUCUUGAUAAUGGCAAUCAGAUUUACAAAUAA